AUGCCGCUCAUCAACGGCCAGAAAAUGGCCUGCGAGCCAUGUAUUCGUGGUCAUCGUUCCACGAAAUGCACCCACGCGAAUGAGCGUUUGAUGGUCCCCGUGCGAAAGCCCGGCCGACCGCUGAGCACAUGCCCUCACCCGCCCUCCCGCGGCUGCGGCUGCGGCAGCGUCACGGCCGCCAUCCCGAAGAAGCAGAAGUGCGGCUGCGGGUCGAGUAGCGGAACACCCACCACCGACUCGUCGUCGAGCGUCAUAAAGGCAGAGUCACCCGCGAGCGAUGCCCCGCCCUUGUCCCCGACCAAGGCCCCGGCCUCCUUUCGAAUCCAGAAGAUGGCAUCCAAGUCUAGCAGUCGAAAACAGUCGUUCGACCCCGCCAACUUUGAGAGGAUGGAUGCCUCCAGCAUCAACAUCCUGCCGCCCUACGACAUGCCGCAGCCGAGCCACAUGUCCCAGGCAAACGGCGCGAUACCCGCCAUGCCCGCACAGAGACCCGGCAUGGAGUACGGCGCGAUGACGAUCAUGGGUGGCGUCAACGGCGGCUUCCAUCACCAGCCCAUCAUGUACCCCGUGUUUCCACAGCCCAUGCCCAACCCCAUGUUCCCGAACGGCGCCGCGAUGCCGAUGCCCCAUACGAACGGCGCAACCUCGACAACGGGCACGCCGGCGCCGGCGUCGAUUCCCGCCCCAGUGACCGCCACGAACGGGGGAUCCUGCUGUUCUGGCAAGGCUAACGGAGCCAUGAAGCCCGCGCCCCCACCGCCGUCACUUACAAGCGUUAGCACAGGGGGCUCGUGUUGUUCAGGACCGGGCAAGGCCGAAGAAAGCUCUACACAACCUUCCAGUGUCAGCUCGAGUCCAAAGACGCGGCCGAAGCCGAAUAUGGGUAGUUGCUGCUCCAGCAAGGCACCUACAGUUGACACCGACCUAGCGACGAACAGCGGUGGCCACUACAUGUCCAAUGGUCAUGUGUCGCCUACGAGCGCGAUGGCAAUGUCACCUUUCCAAACACCGAUGGCCAUGCCACAGGGAAUCUAUCACUCCUACUUUCAACCGACCAUCUUCACUUACCCGCCGCAAUACGGAUCUUUCAUGUCGCCCCUGCAGCCCGAGCAGUGGAAGCAGACGAUGGAGGCUCUACACUACGGCCAGCCGAUUCCGCAACCCGCGACGUAUAGCAUGCCGCCGAACCCCAUCUUCACACCCGAGGGCACGACCGCGACGGGGCCCGAAUCGACGUCCCAUACGUGCGGUUGCGGCGAUGGAUGCCAGUGCGUGGGCUGCGCCGCACAUCCUUACAACGAUGCGACGCAGGACUACGUGCGGUCCGCGUACAUGAGCAUGCAUGAAGACUCAUACGGAGCGGUGAACGGGACGAACGGCACGAAUGGGCACUCGGAGCACACGGUAGCCAACGGAGCAGGAGCCCACGGGGCCGAGUCUCACGCUAAUGGAGACGGUGGCGGCUCUCCGCCCGCGCCGCAGACGCCCUCAGAUGCAGCAUCCGGGCUGAGCGAAGAGCAGGCGCUAUCGGCUAGCGACUUCUUCUUCGUCACGUAUCCGUUCAGCGGCGACGGAUGCGCCGGCGAGACCUUGUCGUGCCCCUGCGGCGACGACUGUCAGUGCCUCGGCUGCUCGAUACACAACAACUCACCGAUCCCCGAGUCAUAG
Messenger RNA from Colletotrichum graminicola M1.001, 1668 nucleotides. RefSeq names its product copper fist DNA binding domain-containing protein. Gene Ontology annotation, biological process: intracellular iron ion homeostasis; intracellular copper ion homeostasis; positive regulation of transcription by RNA polymerase II. The transcript has 2 exons. Gene Ontology annotation, cellular component: nucleus. Gene Ontology annotation, molecular function: copper ion binding; RNA polymerase II cis-regulatory region sequence-specific DNA binding; DNA-binding transcription factor activity, RNA polymerase II-specific. The record is from RefSeq and is a predicted model, not a curated record. The coding region runs from base 1 to 1668 and encodes 555 amino acids. NCBI's taxonomy places the organism in Eukaryota, Fungi, Ascomycota, Sordariomycetes, Glomerellales, Glomerellaceae.